UUCUAAAAUACCAGAUACAAACAUUUUAAUAUAUUAUAUUAAUAACAUUUGCCACUUAUUUCGAAAACAUUGGCACAAUGGCUCACACUUCUUCCCGAACUACUAUCGUAUUCAUUGUUGUUGCUUUGAUUUGUGCGUUCGUUCCUGCAUUCUCUGUUGAAGAAGCUGAAGCAAAAUCACUAUGGGAUACCUGUCUUCUUAAAAUCAGUCCAAAUUGUGCGUUGGAUAUAAUUGGUGUUGUCUUUGAAAAUUUAACCAUCACUGAUGCAUGUUGUCAUGAUCUUGUACAUGAAGGAAAAAUGUGUCACGAUACUCUUAUCAAAUAUAUUGCUGAGAAGCCGCAUUUAGUUGCCCACGAAACAGAGUAUUUGAAGAAAAGUGAUGAUUUGUGGACUCAUUGUGUCUCAGUUUCGCAAACUGCUUAAAAAUAUGUUAUGCUUGUAUUGAUCUACAAAAUUUUUAUUUAACUAUCGUUAAAUUUUAUUUGAUAAAAAAUCGUGGAUCAAACAGUAUGCAAUAUAAAGCGACCAUCAAGUGAAUCUCAUUCUAAAUGAAUCAAUACAUAUAUUAACUCAAUUGAAAAACAAUGUGCUAACCAUACAAGAUUGCUAAACUAAUAACAAGAUAUAUAUGAAUAAUUUCAAACAAUAUUGCUUAAUUACUUUGACUUAACUUAUCUUUAAUUUUAAAAAUUAAUUUUCAUCUACAAUUUAAAUCAUUAUUUUUACAUACACAGAAAAUAUUCUUGUGUAAUAUAAAACAACCUAAGAAUAUAUCCAAUGUUUCACCUUUGAGACCUUUGAGUUUUGUAGGACAUGCUAAUAUAAUGGCUUGAAAAAAAAACUAAUUUUAAUACUCAUGUUGUCGACGAUUUUGUAAAUACGAUCAUUUACAAAGAAAACAAUGAGACUGGAUGUAACACGAAAAAGAACAAUAUCCUAUGACUAGUAAGUAGAUAAUAACUUAUGCCAAUGAUAUUAGGAUGGAGCGUAUGGAUUUGAGUUUUUAAUCCAUCAUAAAAGUUUUGGAAACAAAAUUGUGCACAUUUUUUGUUUCAUUUACUACAAUUUGUAGAUUUGGCUUCAAAAUUUUUAAUAGAUUACAACCCUUUAAUUUUUGCAAAUUAAUUGUUCAACUCAAAUAUUGUUUUUUCGCCAGUUCGAGUUUCAUUUCUAUGAAAUUAUAUCUACAUAAUGUGUAUACUUGUUAUGGUUUAGCUAUAUAAUUUCUUCUAGUAGUAAAUUCUUACAAAAUAAAGAUACGCGAUAUUGGACAAUAUAUAGUCGAUUAAAUUCACAUUUUAAAUCCAAAUUUCUGUAAAAUGAUGGAGCCUAUUAGCAUUUACAGAAAGUAGAUAAUACGUAUAAACAAUGGUUAAAUUCGAUUGGCAGGUUAAUUCUUAACAACAAAAUAACUUAAAACAUUAAUAAUUUAGAAGUAUGCUAUUUUGAUAGUAUUUAGUUUAAAAAAUAAGUAUAUCUCUAUUUUCUAAAUUUUUUUAAUAUGUUAGAGAAAACUCAUAUUAGCUGUCACAUUUUAUUUAACGUUAAACUGCAUUAAUUAAUAUCUUAUGUUCACUUGAAAAUAUGUUUAGUUUGUGUUUUUAAUCUCUUAUAAAUAUGAGACAAAAUUGCAUUCUAAAAUACCAGAUACAAAAAUUUAAUAUAUUAUAUUAAUUACAUUUGCCACUUAUUUCGAAAACAUUGGCACAAUGGCUCACACUUCUUCCCGAACUACUAUCGUAUUCAUUGUUAUUGCUUUGAUUGGUGCGUUCGUUCCUGCAUUCUCUGUUGAAGAAGCUGAAGCAAAAUCACUAUGGGAUACAUGUCUUCUUAAAAUCAGUCCAAAAUGUGCAUUGGAUAUAAUUGGUGUUGUCUUUGAAAAUUUAACCAUCACUGAUGCAUGUUGUCAUGAUCUUGUUCAAGAAGGAAAAAUGUGUCACGAUACUCUUAUCAAAUAUAUUGCUGAGAAGCCGCAUUUAGUUGCCCACGAAACAGAGUAUUUGGAGAAAAGUGAUGAGUUGUGGACUCAUUGUGUCUCAGUUUCGCAAACUGCUUAAAAAUAUGUUUUGCUUAUAUUGAUCUGGUUAACAAAUUUUUUAUUUAACUAUCGUUAAAUUUUAUUUGAUCAAAAAUCGUGGAUCAAACAGUUUGCAAUAUAAUGCGACCAUCAAGUGAAUCUCCUUCUAAAUGAAUCAAUACAUAUAUUAACUCAACUGAAAAACAAUGUGCUAACCACACAAGAUUGUUAAACUAAUAACAAGACAUAUAUGAAUAAUUUCAAACAAUAUUGCUUAAUUAGUUUGAUUUAACAUAUCUUUAAUUUUAAAAAUUAAUUUUCAUCUAAGAUUUCAAUCAUUAUGUUUACAUACACUGGAAAAUAUCUUGAUAAUUUAAAACAAGCUAAGACAAUAUCUAAUGUUUCACCUUUGAAACUUUUGAGUUUAGUAGUACAUGCUAAUAUAAUGGUUUGAAAAAAAAACUAUUUUGAAUACUCAUGUUGUCGAAGAUUUUGUAAAUACGAUCAUUUAUAAGGAAAACAAUGAGACUGGAUGUAAUCACAAGAAAGAACAAUAUCCGAUGAGUAGUAAGUAGAUAAUAACUUAUGCCAAUGAUAUUAGGAUGGAGCAUAUGGAUUUGAGUUUUAGAUCGAUCACAAAAAUUUUGGAAACAAAAUUGUGCACAUUUUUUGUUUCAUUUACUACGAUUUGUAUAUUUGGCUUCAAAAUUUUUAAUAGAUUAUAACCCUUUAAUUUUUCAAAUUAAUUGUUUAACUCAAAUAUUGCUUUUUCGCCAGUUCCAGUUUCAUUUCUAUGAAAUUAUAUCUACAUAAUGUGUAUACUAGUUAUAUUUUAGCUAUAUAAUUUCUUCUAGUAGUAAAUUCUUACAAAAUAAAGAUACGCGAUAUAGGACAAUAUAUACUCGAUUAAAUUCACAUUUUAAAAUCAAAUUUCUGUAAAAUGAUGGAGCCUAUUAGCAUUUACAGAAAGUUGAGAAUACAUAUAAACAAUGGUUAAAUUCGAUAGGCAGGUUAUUUCUUAACAACAACAUAAUUUAAAACAUUAAUAAUUUAGAAAUAUGGUAUUUUGAUAGUAUUUAGUUUUAAAAAUAAGUAUAUUUAUAUUUUCUAAAUUUUUUUAAUAUGUCAGAGAAAACUCAUAUUAGCUGUCACAUUUUGUUUAACGUUA
Molecule: messenger RNA, 3187 nt
Organism: Brassica napus (rape)
Lineage: Eukaryota; Viridiplantae; Streptophyta; Magnoliopsida; Brassicales; Brassicaceae
Exons: 1
Coding region: 78-425 (115 amino acids)
Source: RefSeq, a predicted model, not a curated record